Emys orbicularis (European pond turtle) is the source of this 771-nucleotide messenger RNA. It is a transcript of the gene TNNT3, whose product is annotated as troponin T3, fast skeletal type. The coding region runs from base 1 to 771 and encodes 256 amino acids. Gene Ontology annotation, cellular component: troponin complex. Lineage: Eukaryota; Metazoa; Chordata; Testudines; Emydidae. Gene Ontology annotation, molecular function: tropomyosin binding; troponin I binding; troponin C binding. Gene Ontology annotation, biological process: sarcomere organization; regulation of muscle contraction; skeletal muscle contraction. The record is from RefSeq and is a predicted model, not a curated record. The transcript is spliced from 10 exons.
AUGUUUCCAAACACAGAGGAAAAGCCCAGGCCGAAACUGACUGCUCCUAAAAUACCAGAGGGUGAGAAAGUAGACUUUGAUGACAUCCAAAAGAAGAGGCAGAACAAAGACCUGGUUGAACUGCAGGCCUUGAUUGACAAUCACUUCGAGGGCAGGAAGAAGGAAGAGGAGGAACUGCUUGCCCUGAAGGAAAGAAUUGAGAAACGCAGAGCCGAAAGGGCAGAACAACAAAGAAUCCGGGCUGAUAAUGAGAAAGAGCGUCAGGUCAGGCUUGCGGAGGAGAAGGUAAGAAGAGAGGAAGAAGAUGCAAAGAGAAGAGCUGAGGAUGACCUGAAGAAAAAGAAGGCUCUGACCUCCAUGGGUGCCACAUAUAGCAGCUAUUUGGCAAAGGCUGACCAGAAGAGAGGAAAGAAGCAGACUGCUAGGGAAAUGAAGAAGAAGAUCCUGGCAGAGAGGCGCAAAACACUAAACAUUGACCACCUGAAUGAAGACAAGCUGAGGGAUAAGGCCAAGGAACUGUGGGAUUGGUUAUACCAGCUGGAAACUGAGAAGUAUGAAUUUGCAGAGAAGAUGAAGAGUCAAAAAUAUGAGAUUACAUCACUACGUAGCAGGGUGCAGGCGCUAUCCAAGUUAUCACCACCCUCAGGAACCGGAUUGAUCAGGCCCAGAAGCACAGCAAGAAAGCAGGAGCCAAGGGCAAAGUUGGAGGGCGCUGGAAGUAAAGAAACAGAAGGUGACUGCAGGCAGGAUCAUCCCCGGUGGCGUGGCUAA